Molecule: messenger RNA, 1606 nt
Organism: Hypomesus transpacificus
Lineage: Eukaryota; Metazoa; Chordata; Actinopteri; Osmeriformes; Osmeridae
Gene: actr6
Product: actin related protein 6
Exons: 11
Coding region: 130-1320 (396 amino acids)
Cellular component (GO): Swr1 complex
Molecular function (GO): nucleosome binding
Source: RefSeq, a predicted model, not a curated record
GAUUGGUUUAGAAGGAGGCACAGACAAACGCUUGAUUUGCAAUUGUGCCUAGCUGCUUGCAUGAGGGAAUAAAAUACAGCACCUUUAGAUAGUCGUCAGAUAAACGACUCAAAUAUAUUACUGUACAGUAUGACCACGUUAAUUCUUGACAAUGGAGCUUAUACCGCUAAGAUUGGAUAUAGUCACGAAAAAAUCAGCGUCAUCCCAAAUUGUCAGUUCCGCUCUAAGACAUCAAGACUGAAGACUUUUACUGCCAACCAACUGGAUGAAAUAAAGGACCCGUCGGGACUUUUCUACAUUCUACCUUUCCAGAAAGGUUACCUCGUCAACUGGGAUGUCCAGAGAAAAGUAUGGGACCAUCUAUUCGGAAAAGAAAUGUUCAAGGUGGACUUUGCAGAUACCAGUAUAGUGAUCACAGAGCCCUACUUCAACUUCACCUCUAUCCAGGAAUCUAUGAACGAGAUCCUAUUUGAGGAGUACCAGUUCCAAGCAGCACUGAGAAUCAAUGCGGGGUCUCUGAGCGCGCACCACUACUUCCAGCAGAACAGCCCGGAGCUGUGCUGCAUCGUGGUAGACAGUGGCUUCUCCUUCACACACAUCGUCCCUUACUGCCGGGGGAAGAAAAUGAAGGACGGAAUAUGCCGGAUCAACGUAGGAGGAAAGCUACUGACAAAUCAUUUUAAGGAAAUCAUCUCAUAUAGACAGCUUCAUGUCAUGGACGAGACGCAUGUUCUUAACCAAGUGAAGGAGGAUGUGUGCUAUGUAUCCCAGGACUUCUACAAAGACAUGGAGAUAGCCCAGUUGAAAGGGGAGGACAACACUGUGAUGAGAGACUACGUGCUCCCAGACUUCAGCUCCAUUAAAAAGGGCUUUUGCAAGCCCAGAGAAGAGAUGAACUUCACAGGCAAGUACAAGACGGGGGAGCAGAUCCUGCGCUUGUCCAACGAGCGCUUUGCUGUGCCCGAGAUGCUCCUCCACCCCUCGGACAUCGGCAUCCAGGAGAUGGGCAUCCCCGAAGCCCUGGUCAACUCCAUCAACAACCUGCCGGAAGAGAUGCAGCCUCAUUUCUAUAAGAACAUCAUCCUGACGGGAGGCAACACGCUGUUCCCGGGGUUCAGGGACCGGGUGUACCAGGAGGUCCGCUCGCUGGCCCCCGCAGACUUCCAUGUGUCUGUGGUUCAGCCCCCAAAUCCAAUAUCUUACCCGUGGGAAGGAGGAAAGAUUUUAGCGGACAACCCUGACUUUGACGAGAUGGUGGUCACUCGAGACGACUAUGAGGAGAAUGGACAUUUCAUCUGCGAAGAAAAAUUUGAUAUCUAAUGAACUUGAAUACAUUUUGGUUAAACAGUACACACUACAGGUACUCACUUGAGGGCUGAACUGUUCGUAUGUACUAAGACACAAGAAACUCUAUAAUGAAACUAUUUACUAUUCCACCCCUCAGUUUGCUGGCAAACUGGGAGGGUGCUGGACCAUUACAGAAUGACACAAAUAACAGUCCAUGCCUCACCCAUGAAAUGCAUUGACAUGAAGUGUAAAGAAAUAUUUGGAUUGUCUGUGAAAUAAAUUUGGACUCACCUUUGUUACAAAUAGUAUAUGCAAGUUU